UGUCCUCGCAACUAUGAGGUGAGCAAACCAGGUUUACACUGACCGACGUUUCCACGAUAAUCCCACGAUAAAGGUUCUGGAGGUGGCGGGUGACCCCGCCUCUCUGUUUAUCUAGUCCAUGGAACCCUCACGCGACGAUACUUGUGUCUUGAUGCUUUGUCUACAAGCUCACCUGCCUAACUAUAUUCUACUAAUAACCUAUCUGUGUCACUCGCUAGUGGUUGAACGUCGUCUUGAGAGAACCUGCAAAUCACGGUCGACAACCUGAAGGGAUGGCAUACACUGGGACGCUGCGACGGACCCCUCCGCUACCACACCGAGAUCCAAUUCGACACUUCUCCCAAUCCGAGAAGCUACCUGCUCUACUAGAUGGAUCAUACCAGAUCGAGGUAGAUCUGUUGCCAAAACCGUUGUUCUGCAGAAGGAUAACACUACCGUCGAAAGCCCUACACGUCUCUACUAUGGAAAUUCCAUCACCCAUGUCAUCAGACACCCGAUCUUCACCUGCAUCAUCUAUUUGCUCCUCAGAUGCAAGUGUGUCUUCGUCACCACCAUCUACGCCAUCAACAUCUGCUCCCAGCUCACCAGCAUCACGAACGCGAUCUCUGACGUAUUCUUCUCCACCUUCGGCAUGGUUCAUCCCACCAGUUGCUCCAGACCCUACUCCCAAGCAAUCAUUGAGGAGGAGAAGAAGCCCUAGACAAGAGACACUGAGGAGUUUAAGAGCGAAGGAGUCCGAUGCAUGUUUACAGAGGAUGUGCGAUCAGCGAGUGUCAGCCUACCUCGACGGAUCCAUGUUCGAAUGCAAGAAGCCGGGUUCAAGGCUAGCGAUGGAAAUUGUUGGUUGGGAGAAGUGAUGGUAAUUGCUAGCGUAACCACCGUUGACAUGGUUGCCUUGCUGAGUAUGACUGAUGAGUACGACAUUGAUGAAAGGAGGUAUGUAUAGCUUAAGGACGAUCAUGAUACCACGUUCGGCGUUCUGAUGACCCUUAAUUGUGUUUUAAUGGUCCCCCAAGGCGUACGGGGAGCAACGCUCAUGUAAUAUCAGCAAUGGAAUACAACACCAGGACUCCAGUUCUAUCCAAAUCCUGGCCCCUUUAGUGCCAACCCCAGGC
This is a messenger RNA of Cucurbitaria berberidis CBS 394.84, 1115 nucleotides long. RefSeq lists its product as uncharacterized. Lineage: Eukaryota; Fungi; Ascomycota; Dothideomycetes; Pleosporales; Cucurbitariaceae. The transcript is spliced from 2 exons. The coding region runs from base 273 to 857 and encodes 194 amino acids. The record is from RefSeq and is a predicted model, not a curated record.